Molecule: messenger RNA, 2052 nt
Organism: Acanthocheilonema viteae
Lineage: Eukaryota; Metazoa; Nematoda; Chromadorea; Rhabditida; Onchocercidae
Source: the annotation of a GenBank genome assembly
AUGGGCUCCUGCACAUGCAGUCUCUAUGUAUGUUAUUUUCCUGUGCUAAUUGAGAGAGUAGUAAACGAAGAUGCUGCAACAGUUGGUGUCAUUGGUGUACAAACAAGAAAUGUGUUUGUCUGCCCCCCUCUUAUGUGUUAUCCAUUUAACGCUUCAUCUGAACAAGAUCAACGGAAGUUGAAUGGACCGUCAACUUUGGUUACGAAUUGUAUUUCAUUAGCACACGAUGAACGAAUUCUCUCUUAUGCAGCUUCAGCUGCCAUUAAACUCAUGGAUCUCCAGACUGGACGUGAAAUGCGAACAUUGGUUGGCCAUAAAGGACGAAUUAAUGCCAUAACCCAAAGUAAUAGGUCCAUAUAUAUGUGGGCAUCGGCAGCUACUGAUUGCACAGUAACUCUUUGGGAUACAAGGCAACAUCCGGCUAACGUACUAGUGCGGCGUUUUGAUCGUUCAACCAACUGUUUAUGUUAUAGCCCGAAUGAUGCUUUUAUAGCUCUAGGCUCUGAUCACCUGUACUUGAUGGACCCACGUGUCAAAGAGUAUAGAUCUCUUCCCUCUUCAUCUCAGGUAUUGCAUGUAUGCUUCCAUCCUUCUGAGUAUUUAUUGGCAACGGGAUCCAAGGACCGGCUAGUGCGUUUCUGGGACAUUGAUACUGAAGAAUGCGUUUCACAGAGUGAUCCGGCGGAUGGUACACUCAGAGAAGUUGCUUUUCAUAAUGAUGGCUCAGCUCUACUCACACUUACUGACCGCAAAUGUAACGCAAUCUCAUGGGAACCAUUCGAAAUGCUCGGACAGUGUAUAAUUCCAAAGAUGGAUUAUUGCUUAAGUUUGGCGACCUCAGAUUCAGAAGUUUUUCUUCUUGGACGAUCUAUGGUGCCGAGCAGAUUAUCGUUACUGAUGACACCUUAUGCGAAACUUCUUGCUGAACAAGAGUCAUUAGAAAACGAAAAUCAAAGUGACAAGCUAAAGGCAGCGGACAAACUAGAAGAUCUGUCGGACGCAAGCCCUGGUGAUUCAAGUAGGAACGAGCUGGAAGAAUUAUUAUUGGAAAAAAAGGAACCAGUGCAUUACUACGAUGAUCACACCGCAUUUAUACCGACACAUACAUUACCACGUACACCACCUUCAGGGUCUGUACGAGUAAUACCGCACGCUAAAGAUGCAACUGUUGCUAUGACCACGACAACUGCACCACUGACGGCGAUUAUAUCAAUGUCUGCUAAAACAAAAACAUUGAAAACGAAGCGAAAUAAUACAAAUUCGAAACUGGUCCAUUCAAAAGUUGCCAGUACCUCGCGAAAAAUGGGUGGUAUGAUCUUGCGAACAUCACAGUCUAAUUUAUCUCGAAAAGGAGCGCAUUCUUACGGUAAAACAGCAGUAGAAGUAACCAAUUCAAUGCCAGACAUUCGGUGUGCUGUCUUUAGAAAGAAGGAAGAGAAAAACCGUGGUCUUGGUGAUAAUGAUGAAAUGAAACGUCAACGAAAGCAGUUGUGUCGGGAUCGAGAUCAGGAAAUAUCAAGCGAAUUAUAUAGUCUAGAUGAUGUAAUUGCUGGUUUAGACAAACUUGAAAUGAUAAUCAAUCAACGACGUAUGGUGUUGGAGGACGUGUUACGCUGUUGGCGAACACGCGGCUCUGAAGCGGCGGUCACAGAAGCUGCGCGAUCCAAUGAUAUAGCUGUAUUAGUUGAGCUGAUUGACGCAUUCAAUCAUAUGCCUGCAGUUUGGAAUUUGACAUUGUGUGUGGCUAUUCUGCCCUAUAUCGAACCAUUAUUUGCAAAUAAACAUGAAGAUUAUGUGGAGGUAGCAUUAAGUGCGCUCAGGGCGAUAAUUACGGGUUGUGGAGAUGUGAUUCGUACAGGUUUCCACCGUCGUUUUCAAAUUGGUGUUGAUGUUCCUGCUGAAGAACGACACAAUAAGUGUAUAAAAUGUAUGCAGCAGCUGACAAAUAUAAGGGUUAAGGCUACGUUGUUGACCGAUCGUAUGAAUAAGUCGCAGUCGCAUGAAUUCACUGCUCUUAUGCAAAUUUUUGACGACACAUUGUCGCCAAUUUAG